Trypanosoma theileri is the source of this 600-nucleotide messenger RNA. RefSeq lists its product as uncharacterized. The transcript has a single exon. Gene Ontology annotation, molecular function: phosphoprotein phosphatase activity. Lineage: Eukaryota; Euglenozoa; Kinetoplastea; Trypanosomatida; Trypanosomatidae. The record is from RefSeq and is a predicted model, not a curated record. The coding region runs from base 1 to 600 and encodes 199 amino acids.
AUGAAACCGUUACUCGUGUUUGGUUUACGCGGCACCUUACUAGAGCGUAUUCACGCCAGUCGCAUUCCCCCCGGAAUGCCGGAGAAUGCCAUCACGGUUGGAAUGAGUCGAGUGUGGCUGCGGCCCGGUGUGAUGGAGACCCUGCAGGCGCUGCAGCCGCACUGUCAUCUCGCCGUGUGGAGCUCCACCACCGCCCGCAACACCGCCCCACUCAUGGAGGCGAUAUUUCAUCACAGCAGCGAUUCGCCCGCCGUGCGGUUUGCGUUCGUGUGGUCGCGCGAACACACAUCGUCGGAUGAGUUCCGCCGCACCACCGCCACUUCACGGGAUGAUCAACACGCGACGGUGAAGGAUCUGCGGGAGGUGUACCGCCGCUAUCCAGACAUCGCCACUCCACGCAACACCGUGCUGAUAGACGAUACGCCGAGUAAAGGGAAACCAAAUGCGGCGAACUUUCUCUGGUUAGAGACAUGUGAGGAAUUGAAGAUUGAGAAUGCACAGGUGAUGCCGGCACUGCGGCGGUUUGUAGAGGAGAAGUUGCUGGCAGAGAAGGAAGAUGUACGACGACUACUGCCGGUUCGCAUUCCAUGGGAUGUGUAG